GCCUUUACAGCGGUCCUCACACAUACAAGGAGAAGGCUGAAUCCAGCGUCUGGGUGACUUCUCUAUCUUCUUUGGCAGUCUGAUCGACUAACAUCACCAACGCCCAUAAAGUGGCAAUAUACAGGAAAUGAUCCGAGCUGCUAGAAGAAGAGCCGUCUUUUUCCGUUAAGUCCCACCGACUCAAUUGUUCCAGUGCGGUGGUCGUGAUUUGGGAGUGAAGCCUAUUGUAUAGCGUUAUCAGUUUUCUGAUGUAUAGGCCUAACAUCAACUGUAUAAGUUAGCUGCUUUAUUACUGCGUAGCUAGCUCUCUCGUUUGUACUGAUACAUCGUUGACUUCCACUGUUUGGUUCCCGUCCACCCGAAAAAUGGCAACCCAGAUCGAUAAAGAGGCUUGCAGAGAGGCUUACAACCAAGUCAGAGACGAUAACACGGACAUCAAUUGGGCUGCCUUUAAAUAUGAAGGCUCUAUGAUUGUGCCUGCAGGACAAGGGUCUGACUAUGAUGACUUCAAGGGGAUGUGCACAGAUGAUGCUCGUCUGUUUGGCUUCGUCCGAAUCACAACGGGAGACGCCAUGAGCAAACGAGCCAAGUUCACUCUCAUCACCUGGAUUGGCGAGAACAUCAGCGGGCUGCAGCGCGCCAAGAUCAGCACCGACAAGGCGAUGGUCAAAGAGAUCGUGCAGAACUUUGCCAAGGAGUUCAUGUUUAGUGACCCGAGAGAACUGGAUGAGGACAACAUCCGUUCAGAGUUGAAGAAGGCGGGUGGAGCCAAUUAUGAUGCUCAGGCCGAGUAGAGAAGUGCCACAGUCCACUGGAAGGGUUGGGUGGGGGGGGUCGGGUCUGGUCAGAGAGAGAUGGAUUAGGUGGGGGUGGGGAGUAUUGGGGCUACUACCUCUUGGGGAGAGGGCGAGGCAGGGUGGAGAGGGCGCUUGAUGAAAGGGAAAUGCAUGCACCAAACAGCCACAUGUUACCUUCAAAAUGAGGUCCAGCAAAGAGAUCUUGUGGUAAACACGGCUUGCUCAUUUGCAAGAACACAGACGCACACAAACAAAGCAGAUGUGCACCAGGAGCAGGUUGUUGAACCAGCAUACGAGUUUCAAAUGCUAAACAAACCCUUAACACAUGGAAACAAAUCUCAGUUACUGUAGUGUGGCACAGGUCCUGACAGUGCAGACACUCACUCAAGUACGUUACUGUGUUGUUAAAGGAAUAGUUUGAUAUUUUUGCAAAUAUGUCUUUUUGCUUUUGUGAGAGCCAGCACCACUGAAACUCACCAAUUCACACUUUAUAUCUUGUUGUAUAGCUUGUUUUAUCUUGUUUAAACAAAUGAGAUGUAAUGUGUUAAUGAGCUUUAGAGGUGUUUGUAUGUAUAUUCCUUUUUUCUACCUGUUGUCAGAGCCAGGCUGGCUGUGACAUUGACCUUCUCAUCUCCCUGCCAUCAACAAGAAAGUAAACAAGCAAAUCUCAUAAAAUGUCCAAUUAUUCCUUUAAGGGCUUCAUCUUGUCCAAAAAUGGAGACUGGCAGCAGAUGCCAACACAGUACUGUUACUGUAUACUACAUUGAGUGUCUGCAUUAGCUUACAUGUCUACAAUAACCAACAUUUAACUGUGAUUUCUGCAUAAUUAAAAGCAAGUGUGUAAUCUCUCUUAAAGAUCACAGCUUCUUCUCCUUUACCGCCCUCUGCCCUCUCCCCAGUCAGGCUCAUGGUUGGUUAUGUACUGUGCUGUGCAUCAUCAUCUCACAGUCAUCCUCAUCUCAGCUGGGCUGCAGCUGAACAAUCAAGACUUCAGUACUGUUUGCUAGGAAUAAUUUUCUGUAAUGAGGAUGUGAAAAACUGAAGGGUUUCACUUCAGAAUGUCAUAUUGUGAUCACGGAACAUAUUGUAAGAAAGAGUUCCUCUCUGACAAGGGCAGAUGUCUCAUUUUGAAGUGAAGCUCUGUACUUGCUGACGUGUUUGAGACCAGCGUAUGCUCUUAGUCAUGAUACACUGUACGUCCAAGAAGAAAAGAUCUCCAUUUUCUAAAAAUAACCUUAGUGAUGGUUGGCGUCUUGCUUUGAGUAAGCCUGAGUCAUUGUGCUAAGUACACAUCUAACCACCUCUUCAUCUCUAGUCAGACAGCUGUGUUUGGAUUACAGCUUCGAAGUCAACCAUUACGUCUUGUCCUGAGGUGGACUGUAAUUUGUCCUCCUGUCUUCAUACUAACUUGCUUUGUGCUGGGAAUCCCUUUUACUCCUGGACCAAAUGUGUCUUUUUGUGACUGACCUUGUUUCAAUGUACUUUUCACUUACUUCUUUCAGUUUCUGUUGGAUGUAAUUGAUGUUUAGUUUCCCGAGCUGGGGCACAAUUUGUAGAAGAGUAGCUUGCAUGGCAAAGAAGAAUCUUGGUCUUAUACGUAUUAUGCUAGAGCAAUAUAGAGAAACUACUAACAUAUCUCUCAGCAGCGCAAGUAGUCAAGGAUUUUGGAAUGAAGAUCUUUUCUCCUUGUGUUUCAUCUCACGAUCUAAAGGUAUCCAUGCAUACUGUAACCUACUGUGUUUGACUGCCUUAGUCUCCCAGUGAGAGAGGGGCAUCAGGGAGCUUGUGGACACUACACUGUGAUUGGCUAUCUUCAUCACAUGGGGGUGAGCCUUUGAUCAGCAUGUGGCCCAUCAGGAUGUGGGCUCGGGCUUAUCACCCCAACCCAGGAGGAGCCGUUUCUCGGUUGUAGCAUCCCUUUUUAUUUGGUUUCAACCUUCCCCCUCCCCCCCCCUGCAAAAAAAUUAGGAUUUUUUUUUCUUCUACCUGUUUUUGUUUUUAAGAUGAAUUUUAUUUUCUCUGAACCUUUUAUUUUGUUUUUAAGAGCAUUGUUAUCUUGGACAUUGGCAGAAGAGAUUUUCAAAAAAUAACGCAAAAAAAGAAAAAGAAAGAACUGAGUUGGCACAAGAUGAAUCAUUUCAAAAUAAAAAUUGAUGUUUUUUUUUCCAAAA
Scatophagus argus is the source of this 2968-nucleotide messenger RNA. It is a transcript of the gene cotl1, whose product is annotated as coactosin-like F-actin binding protein 1. The coding region runs from base 366 to 794 and encodes 142 amino acids. The record is from RefSeq and is a predicted model, not a curated record. NCBI's taxonomy places the organism in Eukaryota, Metazoa, Chordata, Actinopteri, Scatophagidae. Gene Ontology annotation, molecular function: actin filament binding. Gene Ontology annotation, cellular component: plasma membrane; site of polarized growth; actin filament. Gene Ontology annotation, biological process: regulation of actin filament polymerization. The transcript has 4 exons.